AUGGAAGCCCUGUCCGACUUCUUCACCAAGGCGAUCGAGGCGCCGCACAACGCUUACGUCUUCCUCGACCAUAGCGACAAUGUCUUGGCGAAGCAGGUCGUCCAAUUGCUCGUACGUUUGGGAGCGUGGGUCGGUUGGAAGACUUGUGGGGGUUUGGCACUGAUGCAUUGUGUUCUUUUCUUCGCGUCUUCAUGUUCUGCCUGCUCCUCGCGCAUGUGCUCUCGGCGUACUCCCCCACCCGGCCUCAUCGAUCACCCCCUCUAUUCACUCCCCAUCCCUGCAACACCUCCCCACUCAACCACACUCCCCAACCAACCUCUCAAACCCAAACCCAAAACAGAACACUCCCGCCGUCGUAGCCUUUUACGCCAAACUGACCUCGCUGCUCUCGAACUACUCGCACCUCAUCAUCCCGUUCAUCGGCCUCAUCGCCCAAUUGACCAUGUCCUCCUACACGCGCAAAUGGACCUUGGAGAAGGCGGAGAAGAGGGAAGCCGAAGCGAGGAAGGUGUUGUUGGAACAGAAGCAGAAGGCUCAAAGGGAGGCAGAGGGUAAAUCGGCAACCUUGAAGCCGACGGCGACGGCGACUGCAACGGGUGCGCAGUCGGGGUCCAGUCCGGCCAAGACGGCAAAGGGGAAGAAGGGCAACAAGUGA
This is a messenger RNA of Microbotryum saponariae, 655 nucleotides long. Lineage: Eukaryota; Fungi; Basidiomycota; Microbotryomycetes; Microbotryales; Microbotryaceae. The record is from the annotation of a GenBank genome assembly.